Molecule: messenger RNA, 3083 nt
Organism: Orbicella faveolata
Lineage: Eukaryota; Metazoa; Cnidaria; Anthozoa; Scleractinia; Merulinidae
Source: RefSeq, a predicted model, not a curated record
AACCGGUCGUUUCGCCUGAAAUUCAGUUCGCCCGAAACCCUUUCGCCAGAACUGGAAGACGAUUCGCCCGGUAUUUUUCUAACGUGACUAUGGUACCAGUUAAUUGAUCGAUGAAUACAGCGUUAUGCCACGGUUUCGUGUAAUGUGAACAUCCAGCGCUGCUUAAAGAGAGAACUCCGUUUUUUUUUUCUUUUUCGCUUUUUCGGCUCGUAGCUUAUGUGAAGGGAAUAUUGUACGGUCUCCUUUCCUCUCUCCUUCCCUCUCUAUCUGGCGAGUUUAUCGUCGAUUGAUUAUGGAUGAAAGGAGAAUUCAAUUCAUCUCCCAUUGAUUGGACUAGGUCACACUUCAUGUAAAGCCAAAUAAAAAUGACACACCAAAAACUUGUCUCAGGGGGUCGAUGUCAAUUGGGCUUUGCCCUGUUUCUGCCUCCUGUCACACGGUUUUUUGUUUCUUUUUUUUUCUUGUAAAUGUAAAUUUGUGGGACAAAGAAAAUAAACUAAACUAAACUAAACUAGUUAUUUUAGUGAUAGUAUAGUUUUGGAAAUGGUGUGCGCUUUUCUUCCUUCAAAUAGGUUCUGUUAGAAGAACUUACACCAGCACCAUGUCAUGUUUUGUCCAAGCCCCUGCACCUGGCGAGGGCGGCUAAUUGACUCCGUCAGCGUCUGCGCCCAGACGAUCCAACAGACCUAAACUUCGAGAUAGAGGAGGACCACAUUCCAUCGGAUUUUCUCCAAUCUGACCUACGUGUCAAAAACAGAAGACAUAUUGUAUUCGCCACCAGCCAGCAGCUUGAGCAGCUUGCCAGAGCCAAAACCUGGUACGUCGAUGGCACGUUUAAGCUCAUCCGAACGCCCUUCACCCAGCUGCUCACCAUUAAUGCGUUCGUGAGGGCAGAGGAGUGUGCAAAACAAGUACCACUGGCAUCUGUCCUCAUGUCCAGAAAGAAGAAAAGUGAUUAUAAGAAGGUAAGCUUCAUAAAGUUACAUUAAGGGUGUUUUAACGGGUAAUAUACCGGUUAUACCAUAAUUGUUGCGUUAGCUAAAAGAGAGUCGUAGUAAUGAUCCGUCAAAGUUGAGGUGCUGAAAAAUUUAUAUAAAGUUGAUUUGACGGCAGUUUCAUUUAUGACCAAUGUGAUUUCGUUUUGGUGACUAAACCCCUUUUUACGUUUGUUUUAAUUUUCUAGGUUCUCAGAGCCAGCGUUAAUCUGCUUCCUAAUGAGCCAUCAGUCCAAAGAGUAGUGCUGGACUUUGAAAGAGCGAUGUGGUCGGCAGUUAAGGCAGUUCUACCAGAGGCGAUAAUCAUGGGAUGUGUUUUCCACUGGACCCGGGCGGUGUGGAGAAAGGUUCAAGAGCUGGGACUUGCAGCUGCUUAUGAACAGGAUGAUGGAACCUACCGACUGAUCCGAAAACUGAUGGCAAUGCCGUUCCUGCCGGCCGGCGAGAUACCAGCAGCGUUUGCCAAGUUGCGAUUGAGGGCAAGUACCAAUGGCAUGAAGAGGCUGGUCUCCUACACUGGAUUGAUGUGGAUUGAAAGCACUACCUUCCCGCCAAAGGACUGGAGUGUGUACGGGCAGGCCAUCCGCACUAACGACCUGGAGGGCUGGCACCACGGCCUAAACCGACGAGCUGGGGGCAGAGUACACACUCCGUUUUACCUUCUCAUCCAGCACCUGCACAGAGAGGCCAAGCUUUCUGCGCUUCAGGUUAGACUCGUCUCUGAUGGAAAGUUAAAACAUCUACAAAGAAAAACCUAUUGCUGCCUUCAGGCCAAGAUUUUUGAUCUCUGGGAUGAUUACGCCUCCAGGGAAAAAACCGCUCAACAGUUACUAAAGGCACGCAGCCAUCUUAAUGGACCAGUCCGUUCAGUUUAAGUUCUAUUAGUCAAUAUAUUUAUACCUUCGUGUCGCGAUAGAUUUAAAUGGUUCGAUUUGAAUAGGUUACGGUUCGGUUAGAAAUAAUUCAUCGUUCGCGAUUAGUCAAUACAUAUACCGUAAACAUCGUUAUAGUUUCAAAUAGGUUAAGGUUCGGUUAGGAAUAAUUUAUUGUUCGCUAUUAGUCAACAUAUUUAUACCGUACACGUCGUUAUAGUUUUAAAUAGGUUGAGAUUCGGUUAGGAAUUAUAAUAUACAAUUGUAAAUAGGUAAGGUUAGGUUUAUAUAGACUUAGAAGUAAGUAUUUAUCGUAGUAUCACGCAAAUAGGUCUGUUGAUCAUAUUCAAUAAAUUGUUGCAUUACAGUAUGUUGACGUGUUUUUUUUUUUUUUGCCUCGGCUAUUGCACUGGGCCGGUUUAAUUGGGUUUCUUGCAUGCUCAGAAGAAAUUUGCAUGUUCAGUAUUCAUUCCUGACAACGUGAUGCAUGUCAUUAUAUCGAUCGGGAAUAGUUUUGAUCGUGCUACACGACUCAUAUUUUAUAAAUCGACUUACAUAUUAUGACUUAUAUCUUCAUAGAAUAUACCGGGCGAAUCAACUUUGAGUCUGGGCGAAACGACUUUUUGUUCGGGCGAAUCGUCUUCCAGUUCGGGCGAAAGGGUUUCAGGUGAAUGGAAUUUCGGGCGAAACGACCGUAAACCAGUCGUACGAGCUUACAGACCUUUUCCAUUGCAUUUCACUCAAGGCUAUAGGUAAGGUUUCUUAUGAGACAGUACUUCUUUUCCAAUGUUAAACAUAUAUUGCACGUAAAAUACAUCAAAAUAAUUCGCCUCAUUUGCAAGUAUUUUCAGUGUUGACCCAAAAAAUCUGCCCACCCAUAGAUAUGUGCUCCUACGAGCUCACAGGGAGUUCCUUUCCCUUUGUUAUCUUUUCAAUCAGGAAGGAAAAGUGUAAACACAAGACAGGGUAAAAAUCAUUUAAGCUUAUCAAAAUCAAGUAUUUGGGAAUUUUUUUCCAAGUUUAUGUACAUUUCACAUCCCACUCAGUAUACUGAGACAAGUAAACUUAUAGCGAACACAACUUUAAUCUAAACUUAACUCGAUGUCGGUUGAACGUGGACUACUCAACAAGAAAAACUUAAAUGCUAUAAACUGCAAAGCUCUAAACGAUGGUCCUGCUUGAUUGAGUGUUGGAUCUCACAGGAGAUCUAAUCAGC